AUGACUACGGGACUAGAGGCCUUCGUGGUGGAAAUGGAAUUGGGAAUUAAUAAUGGGAUUUUAGGAGAAAGGGAGGACGUGGAGAAGUUGAUUGCAGAGCAUAAGGUGGACCACAAGCUGAUUGUGCUUGAUGUGGGGCUCAAGCACUGUGGGCGCUGUGUGAAGGUGUAUCCGACGGUGGUGAAGCUGUCCAGGAAGCUGUCAGACACGGUGGUGUUCGCGAGAAUGAACGGUGAUGAGAAUGAUAGCUGCCUGCAGUUCCUCAAGGACAUGGAGGUGGUGGAGGUGCCUACUUUCUUGUUCAUUAGAGAUGGUGAGAUUUGCGGGAGGUAUGUGGGCUCUGGUAAAGGGGAGCUUAUUGGUGAGAUUCUGAGAUACCAAGGAGUCCGUGUGACUUAUUAG
This is a messenger RNA of Prunus persica (peach), 402 nucleotides long. Its product is annotated as thioredoxin-like protein CDSP32, chloroplastic. NCBI's taxonomy places the organism in Eukaryota, Viridiplantae, Streptophyta, Magnoliopsida, Rosales, Rosaceae. The coding region runs from base 1 to 402 and encodes 133 amino acids. The transcript has 2 exons. Gene Ontology annotation, molecular function: oxidoreductase activity, acting on a sulfur group of donors, disulfide as acceptor. The record is from RefSeq and is a predicted model, not a curated record.